AUAGCUUGUCUUAGUGAGAUCAUGAACCGUUGUAGUUAGGAUCUUUUGCUUACUGAAUUGGUUUGUCACACAGUUGACUGGAAUACCACUGCUGUGAUGCCGUGGGUUAAGUAUCUUUUACUUUUCACAAUGGCUGUGAUGGUAGUGAGCUCUUUAGGAGUUGGCCGGGAUGCCUUUUCAGACAUUGAUGUUCCGUAUGAUUCAACUGCUAGUAGUAAAAUCACUUUUGGGAGACUUAUUAUUGGCAACGGGGUUCAGAGUAAAAUGUUAAAUGAUACAGAUGAAAGACGAGAACAUGGAGAAGCACAAUUUCAUCUUGCUGAGGCCAAGUUGAAACAUCUGGGUCCUUCUGUGCAUUGUGGUGAUGAUGCUAUGACACUGCGUGUUCCUGGACCAAGAAUGCCCCACUUUCUUGUUGAUAGAGGAGAUGGGACUAAAGUGCCAGUGUCUGAGCUUCCAGCCAGUUGUGGUUACUCUGUGAAGAGGGUGCGCCGGGAUGUUUCACUCGUUGCUCCUUACAGUGGUUGUGGUCAUGUCAAACAACAGGGUGGCAGUUAUGUUCUGCCUCUGCUUAUACUGGGGGCACCAGUGCAGAUGUCAUGCCCGAUGACUCCUCCUGCCCUUCCUACAGUUUCUUGCUUCCCUUCUGGAAUGGUUAUCUCACUUGAACAGAGAUCUGAUAUUGUUAAGAUUAAAGUUGAUGGAUCAUGGCAGCCUCUGCUACUAGCAUAUUCUAAGUGCAUGUUCACCUUGGAUACUGCUGAUGGUGCUCUGGUUGUCAAUGCACCAUUUAAGGGAACUUGUUGGGAAAUCAAGGAUACUGAAAGACGCCUUCCUAUGCUCUAUGGUGGUCAUGAAGUGAUUCUCACAUGCCCUGACACACCACCUACAACUGCAGUACCUCAAGACCCUCAAGUUCCACAGGUGUUUUAUCCUUUUCCAUAUGGACAACCAUGGUAUCUCCCGGCGCCUACUACAGCGGCUACUACCACUACAACAGCGGCUCCUCAGGAUCCUUUUCCCCAACAACAGAACUACCCAUUUGGAAACCCAUGGUGGUGGCCUCCCCGGGUGCCUGCUACCCAAGCCCCUACCACUACAACAGCAGCUCCUCAGGAUCCUUUUCCCCAACAACAGAACUACCCAUUUGGAAACCCAUGGUGGUGGCUUCCCCGGGUGCCUGCUACCCAAGCCCCUACCACUACAACAGCAGCUCCUCAGGAUCCUUUUCUCCAGCAACAGAACUACCCAUUUGGAAACCCAUGGUGGUGGCUUCCCCGGGUGCCUGCUACCCAAGCCCCUACCACUACAACAGCAGCUCCUCUGUAUCCUUUUCCCCAGCAACAGAACUACCCAUUUGGAAACCCAUGGUGGUGGCAUCCCCGGGUGCCUGCUACCCAAGCCCCUACCACUACGACAGCGGCUCCUCGGGAUCCUUUUCCCCAGCAGCUGAUGUUCCCUCUACCAAUCUUUGAUCCUUCUCAAAAUGACCACAAAGGUGAACCCUUUCCACACCUCCCUUAUGGCGUGCUUAAGUUUCCUCCCAUCAUUCCAGGCUACCCUUUUCCUACCCUGCCAACUGAUCCAGCCCCUCCCCCACCGGCUGAUUUCCCAAAGGGUUAUCCUGCUGCCCAGCCUGACAUGUACCCAGGUUACUCAUUCUAUGGCCCUAAACAAGCGAAUUGGCCGUUGCUGCUGGCAGAUAACUACCCCUUAAGCAACUGGGGCAUGAAGGAUUCAGUUUUUGCUCGCAGCCGUAGAUCUGUGUCUAGCGGUCAGUUGCCCCUUUCCUACAGGUCUCGCAGAUAAAGCUGUUGAGUUUUAAGUAAAGCAGUCCAGUAGCUUUUAUUUAGUAAUGAAUUAAGAUUUGUGACUCCCUGUUUCUUUUCAGGUUCAUGUAUAAUAAAGCUUUGUGACUUGA
This is a messenger RNA of Misgurnus anguillicaudatus (oriental weatherfish), 1921 nucleotides long. RefSeq lists its product as uncharacterized. The record is from RefSeq and is a predicted model, not a curated record. Lineage: Eukaryota; Metazoa; Chordata; Actinopteri; Cypriniformes; Cobitidae.